Molecule: messenger RNA, 643 nt
Organism: Actinia tenebrosa (Australian red waratah sea anemone)
Lineage: Eukaryota; Metazoa; Cnidaria; Anthozoa; Actiniaria; Actiniidae
Molecular function (GO): calcium ion binding
Source: RefSeq, a predicted model, not a curated record
UGCUGCGUUCCUGUGUUUCUCAGACUUAAUACAUACGUAAUCUGUUGGAUUAAAUCUAAAUUCUUCUAUAUAUAAGACCAUGAUUGAGCUACGACUCUCAGUGCAACAGAUUCAGAAACCUUCCAGAUACUACAGCUGAGGAAAAAUUGAUAAUCGUCAAGAAAAUUGUUUGACAAAAUGCAAGCUGGAAACUCAUUUUUCAACUUCAACGCCCCCAUAAUUGUCCUUAAAAGUCUUUUUCAAAAAUACGAUAAAAAUGGAAGUGGAUUUUUGGAGGAGAAAGAAAUACGGUGUUUGCUUGAGAGCGACCUUGGCCUUAACGCGAGCCAGAGCGAGAUUUAUACGUUACUUCUCGACAAGAACGGAGACCAUAGCGUCAGCUUCGAGGACUUUGUCAACUGGUUACGAAGCGAGGAAAGAUUUCAGAACAUUGACAAUUCAUCAAGAUACGCUAUUCUUAGCCAAGCCUUGGAUUAUUUUAAGAGUUUCGACGUGGAUGAUAAUGAUAGCCUGAGCCUGGACGAGUUUAAGAAGGAAGCCCAGGGAAACAAAAUGCAUCCCACAUGGAAGGAAGUGACGAGGGAUGCUUACGCAUCGGCGACAAACACAUUUAACCGGGUCUGCUAAUCAUAGCAAGGGAUUA